Messenger RNA from Dipodomys spectabilis (banner-tailed kangaroo rat), 1614 nucleotides. RefSeq names its product zinc finger protein OZF-like. The transcript has 2 exons. Gene Ontology annotation, cellular component: nucleus. Lineage: Eukaryota; Metazoa; Chordata; Mammalia; Rodentia; Heteromyidae. The coding region runs from base 1 to 1614 and encodes 537 amino acids. The record is from RefSeq and is a predicted model, not a curated record.
AUGAGGAUAGAAAAGGUCACUGGCUGUCAGAGCAUGGGUAUUUUCAGUGAACCUGGUAAGAUGUGUGCUGCAUAUAGUACUCAUGUGUCUUCUGUAGUUGACAAAUGUAAACAGUGUGAAAAGUCUUUCACUGAGAAGAAACACCCUGUCGUCCCUCAGAGAAAACACACAGGAGAGAAACCUUAUGAAUGUAACAUGUGUCAAAAGUCUUUCACCCAGGAAUCAAAGCUUACUGUCCACCAGAGAACACACACAAAAGAGAAACCUUUUCAAUGUAAGAUUUGUGGAAAAUCUUUCAUAUGCAAGGCAUAUCUUACUAGACACCAGAGAACACACACAGGAGAGAAACCUUAUGAAUGUAACAAGUGUGGAAAGUCUUUCACCGAGAAAUCAAAGCUUACUGUCCACGAGAGAACACAUACUAGAGAGAAACCUUAUGAAUGUAACGUUUGUGGAAAGUCUUUCAUCCAGAAAUCAAAGCUUACUGUUCACCAGAGAACACACACAAAAGAGAAACCUUUUGAAUGUAACAUUUGUGGAAAGUCUUUCUCCUGGAAGGAAUAUCUUACUAGACACCAGAGAACACACACAGGAGAGAAACCUUAUGAAUGUAACAUGUGUGGAAAAUCUUUCACCUCGAAGACAUACCUUACUGUCCACCAGAGAACACACACAGGAGAGAAACCUUAUGAAUGUAACAUUUGUGGAAAGUCUUUCUCCUGGAAGGCAUAUCUUACUCUCCACCAGAGAACACACACAGGAGAGAAACCUUAUGAAUGUAACAAGUGUGGAAAAUCUUUCACCCAGAAAUCGAUGCUUACUCUCCACCAGAGAACACACACAGGAGAGAAACCUUAUGAAUGUAACAUGUGUGGAAAAUCUUUCACCUCGAAGACAUACCUUACUGUCCACCAGAGAACACACACAAAAGAGAAACCUUAUGAAUGUAACGUGUGUCGAAAGUCUUUCACCGAGAAAUCAAACCUUACUCGCCACCAGAGAACACACCCAAAAGAGAAACAUUUUGAAUGUAACAUUUGUGGAAAGUCUUUCUCCUGCAAGGAAUACCUUACUCUGCACCAGAGAACACACACAGGAGAGAAACCUUAUGAAUGUAACAUGUGUGGAAAAUCUUUCACCAAGAAAUCAAAUCUUAAUCUCCAUCAGAGAACACAUACUAGAGAGAAACCUUUUGAAUGUAACAGUUGUGGAAAGUCUUUCUCCUGCAAGGCAUAUCUUACUCUGCACCAGAGAACACACACAGGAGAGAAACCUUAUGAAUGUAAGAUGUGUGGAAAAUCUUUCACCAAGAAAUCAAAUCUUAAUCUCCAUCAGAGAACACAUACUAGAGAGAAACCUUUUGAAUGUAACAUUUGUGGAAAGUCUUUCUCCUGCAAGGCAUAUCUUACUCUGCACCAGAGAACACACACAGGAGAGAAACCUUAUGAAUGUAAGAUGUGUGGAAAGUCCUUCUCUUGGAAGUCAAGCAUCAAUGUCCAUCAGAUAAUACACACAGGAAAGAAACCUUAUGAAUGUAACCUGUGUGGAAUGACUUUCACCAGGAAGUCAAACCUCACUGUCCAUCAGAAAAAACACAGGAAAGAAACCUUAUGA